This is a messenger RNA of Pyrgilauda ruficollis (rufous-necked snowfinch), 876 nucleotides long. RefSeq names its product solute carrier family 22 member 6-like. The transcript is spliced from 5 exons. The record is from RefSeq and is a predicted model, not a curated record. Lineage: Eukaryota; Metazoa; Chordata; Aves; Passeriformes; Passeridae. The coding region runs from base 1 to 876 and encodes 291 amino acids.
AUGUCCUUCGUGGAGCUGCUGUCCCGCCUGGGUGGCAUGGGCCGCUUCCAGGUGACCUACGUGGCCGCGCUGGCCGUCCCGCUGCUCAUGCUGGCCAGCCACAACCUCCUGCAGAACUUCACCGCCGGCAUCCCCGAGCACCACUGCCGGCCCCGGCCCGUGGCCAACGCCACCGCGGCCGACGUCCCCCUGGUCGUGUCCAUCCCCUGGGACAGCCACCGCCGGCCCCAGAGCUGCCGCCGCUACGUGGAGCCCCAGUGGCACCUCUUGGACACCAACGGCUCGGCCAACGGCACGGCCACCGAGGCGGCCACCGAGCCGUGCCAUGACGGCUGGAUGUACCUGGAUGGCAUCUUCACCGACACCAUCGUCACUGAGUGGGACCUGGUGUGUGACUCCAAGAAGAUGAGGCAGGUGGCCCAGUCCAUCUACAUGGCCGGGAUCCUGCUGGGCUCCAGCCUCUUCGGGAUCCUCUCCGACAACCCCCCGGGAGCCCUCCCCGGGGCGGAUCCCGCAGAUCCCGGGGCUCUCCCUCCGCAGGCGCUGCGGGCUCUGGUGCGCCGGGAGCCGCCGCUGCCGGGCGGGGCCGUGGCCGCGCUCGUCCGGACCCCCGGCAUGAGGACGGUGUCGUGCGGGGUCUCCUUCGUCUGGUUCUCCACCAGCUUCGCCUACUACGGGCUGGCCAUGGACCUGCAGGGCUUCGGCUUCAACGUGUACCUGAGCCAGCUGGUGUUCGGCGCCGUGGACAUCCCGGCCAAGCUGCUGUCCGUGCUGGUCAUCUCCUGCCUCGGCCGGCGCCUGGCCCAGGGCGGCUCCCUGGCGCUGGCCGGCCUCUGCAUCCUGGCCAACAUCUUCGUGCCCAGUGGGGGGGGCUGA